AGAGACCACCUGUGGGGACCAGCGGGGCGCCGACGGGACGGCCGGCGAGAUGCUGCGCGAGCGGACGCUGCGGCUGCAGUUCGGCAACCGGAUCGAGGCCGUCUGCGUGGUGGGCAGCCGGCUCUCCAUCGACGUCUAUGGAGCCGCCCCUGCAGAGGCGCUCACCUUCAGCGUGAAGCACACCGAGGGGCUGGAAGUGGACGUCAUCACCCAUGACCAGCUGGAGCCGGCGCCAACCAAUGGAGGGAAGCAGUGGCCACUGGAUCCCAAGACCAUCCUGAAAGUCCAGAUGACCCGGCCUAGCACUGAGGCCAAUGACAACAAGGUAACUGUGGGCUACUAUGGUGAGAAUGGAGGCCCCCCUAUAGACCAAGCUGGCGUUUUCCUGACAGGCAUUGGAAUUUCCUUGGAUGUUGAUGCCGACCGAGAUGGGGUGGUGGAGAAGAACAACCCCCGAAAGGCCUCCUGGACGUGGGGUCCGGACGGACAGGGCGCCGUCCUUCUGGUGAACUGUGACAAGGAGAAUCCUUUCAUAGCCGUGGAGGACUGUCAGGAUGACAAAGUAUAUUGCAAGGAAGACCUGGAGGACAUGUCACGGAUGAUGUUGCGGACGCAGGGGCCUGACAGACUCCCUCCUGGGUACGAGAUGGUUCUCUACAUUCCUAUGUGCGACUCUGACAAAGUAGGAGUCUUUUACCUGCAGAACCCAUUCUUCGGCCAGCGCUACAUCCACGUCCUGGGCCGGAGGAAGCUCUUCCAUGUGGUGAAAUACACCGGAGGCUCUGCAGAGCUGGAGUUCUUUGUUGAGGGUCUUCGCUUCCCAGACGAAGGUUUCAACGGGCUGGUCACAGUCCAUGUCAGCUUGCUGGAGAAGUUGGCCGAGGGUAUUCCACAGACUCCCAUUUUUACAGACUCUGUAGUUUUCCGGGUGGCUCCUUGGAUAAUGACGCCAAACACCUUGGCCCCCGUGACUGUCUUUGUGUGCAGCGUAAAGGACAAUUUCUUGCAUCUCCUUUCCCUUAGGGAGAUACAAAGGAACUUGGUGAGCAGGAAAGCCAAGCUGCCUUCCAAGGGAUGAAGGGUUUGCUCCAAGUACAUGAACUUAGGCCGCAUGCGACACUGGGAUUGGAUGCAGGAUGAAAUUGAAUUCGGCUACAUCAGUGCUCCCCACAAAGGCUUCCCGGUGGUCCUGGACUCCCCGAGGGACGGGGGGCUUCAAGAUUUCGCCAUCAGAGAGAUUUUGGGUCCGGAUUUUGGCUACGUGACCAGGGAGCCCCUGUUUGAAUUGGUCACCAGUCUAGACUCUUUUGGCAAUUUGGAGGUCAGCCCCCCUGUGACGGCCAACGGGAAGGACUACCCUUUGGGGAGGAUCCUCAUCGGAAGCAGCUUCCCCAACUCUGCUGGAAGAAGAAUGACGAAGGUUGUCCGGGACUUCCUCCACGCCCAAGAAUGCCAGGCUGGUGUGUUGGUUUUUCUUGGCCAGCUGACCGUAUUUGUCUGCUGCUUUUCCUCCCAGCAAUUCCGGAUGCUGAUGGCCAGCCCCUCCGCCUGCUACAAGCUGUUCAGAGAAAAACAGAAAGAAGGCCACGGGGAAGCCGUCAUGUUCAAAGGAUACACCGGAACAGACACAAAACGGGUCACCAUUAACAAGGUCCUCUCCAACGAGAUCAUGGUGCAGGAGAAUCAGUAUGUGCAGCGCUGCAUCGACUGGAACAGGGACAUUCUCAAGCAGGAGCUGGGCUUGAAGGAGGAUGAAAUCAUCGACAUCCCGGCCCUCUUCAAGAUCGACAAGGAAGGCAAGGCGAUGGCCUAUUUCCCCAACAUGGUGAACAUGAUCGUGCUGCAGAGGGACCUGGGCAUCCCCAAGCCCUUUGGGCCCAUCGUUGAGAACGAGUGCUGCCUGGAGCAACAUGUCUGCUCCCUGCUGGAUCCCCUGGGGCUGACGUGCUCUUUCAUUGAUGACGUCUCUUCCUACCACAAGCACCUGGGAGAAGUCCAUUGUGGCACCAACGUCCAGCGGAAGCCCUUUGCGUUCAAGUGGUGGAACGUCCUCCCCUGAAGAGCCACGGAACUGGGCGGAGAACUGCUGAAGUCGGAAGUCAAAGUGUGGAUUCAGACAAACAAUUCUCCCCCUCAACACACGCUGACCUGUGACUCCCAGGACUGUGGGCUUUGGCGCAAGCGGAAACGCUUCCCUUCUCCAAAGCCCGCCUUGUGCCUUGGAGAAGCCGCACACGUCAGCCGCAACUGGUGUUUUGGGGAGCGGAAUUGUUCUUCUGAGUCCUGUUGGAGAAGCUUCUUUGCCUUUGUAUUGUCGAAGGCUUUCAUGGCCGGAAUCACUGGAGCGUUGUGGGGUUUCCGGGUUGUAUGCCCAUGUUCCAGUAGCAUUUUCAGCCACAGAGUGCAGGUGAAACAUCAGGAGACAAUGCUACUGGAACACGGCCAUACAACCCGGAAACCCCACAACACUCCAGUUCUUUGCCUUUUGUUUCAUUGUUCACUUGGCGAUUGAGCCGCAUUUGUAAGGAAGCCUUCUGGUGUGGUGUGGGCAUUUGAGGUUUUGUUUCCCAAUAACUCUGUGCGUGCUGUGUUGGUUCACCUUGCCCACAGGGCUGCUGGAGCCCGUCGACAAAAUGCUGCUGUCCCCCUCGCUUCUUUCUCGUGCAUGCGGCAGACCUAAAGCGCGUUCCACCGUGAGUGCGUAUGUGAUUGGCCAGGGAGUCACUGCAGCAGCUGGGGGUUGUCUCGCUGGUUUGGGGGCAUUAUACCAAGAACAGAUUUUCAGAAGCCAUGGUUCAAAAGCGGCUGGGUUCAGGUGGCUCUGAUUUGCAACGAUGGCAAUAAAAUGGAGAGAUGA
Sphaerodactylus townsendi is the source of this 2857-nucleotide messenger RNA. Its product is annotated as protein-arginine deiminase type-2-like. Gene Ontology annotation, cellular component: cytoplasm. The record is from RefSeq and is a predicted model, not a curated record. Lineage: Eukaryota; Metazoa; Chordata; Lepidosauria; Squamata; Sphaerodactylidae. Gene Ontology annotation, molecular function: protein-arginine deiminase activity; calcium ion binding.